Pollicipes pollicipes is the source of this 2611-nucleotide messenger RNA. RefSeq names its product RNA-binding protein 26. Bases 163 to 2544 code for a protein of 793 amino acids. NCBI's taxonomy places the organism in Eukaryota, Metazoa, Arthropoda, Thecostraca, Pollicipedomorpha, Pollicipedidae. Gene Ontology annotation, cellular component: nucleus. The transcript has 18 exons. The record is from RefSeq and is a predicted model, not a curated record. Gene Ontology annotation, molecular function: metal ion binding; RNA binding.
GCUCUGAAAUAUUUCCCAAUAGAUCUGCAGGGUGGAGUGUGGAGAACGUUGAGGGAGCGGAUGGCAGGAAAAUUGGGUAGAGUUUAAGUCAGUUGCUGCCGUAGCAGUGAAUCGAGUCUUUCUGUCAUCUGUUGACGCACUCAAAGGUACCUGACGUUCACAAUGAUCGUGGACAAGCCAGAAAUACUGAAACAAUGGAUGACGGAGACGAUGGAACCGCUCUGUGAUGCCGAGCCGGGCAAGCUCGCCAAGUACGUGCUAGCGCUCAUCAAGAAGGACAUGCCGCCGGAGCAGCUGCGCGAGAGCAUGAAAAACAACUUGGACAUCUUCCUGCAUGACCAGGCGGCGCCAUUCGUGGACCAGCUGUUCGCGACGCUCGAGUCCAAGUCGUACAUGCCACAGGCGUCGCCCGACUCCACCACGCAGCCGGCGGCCGCGCAGCCGCCGGCGGCGGGCCGCGGCGACCGGCGGCCCAGCUCACGGCCCCGCGACCGCGACGACCGGCCCGAGCGGCCCGAGCGCAAGCGCUCGUGGGAGGAGAGGCGCCGCCGCUCGCCGCCCCGCGACAGACGGUUACGUCGCUCCCGCUCGCCCCCGCCCCUGCGCGUCCGGACCAAGUCCCGGUCGCCGCCUCGUACAAAGUCCAAGUCGCCGGCCAAGAGCAAGCCGACGCGGACCUCUCGCAGCCGCAGCCCGCGCUCGCCCCGCUACAACCGCAGCAAGUCACCCAUCAAGUUCGACCGGUCCCCGCCGGCGCCUCCCGAGCCGGAGAAGCCGCGCGAGCCGGCCGGCCCGCCCGACCUGCGCCAGAAGCUGAACGCCGCCGUCAAGCAGCGUUGUCGCGACUACGACGAGAAGGGCUUCUGCAUGCGCGGCGACCAGUGUCCGUUCGACCACGGCGCUGAUCCGGUGAUCUUGAAGGACGUGUCGCUGCCGGAGGUGCUGAAGUACAGUCAGCCGCCGCCGGCCGGCGUGCCGGCGCCGGUGGCGGCGCCCUCGGCCGUGCCGGCGCCCCCGCCCUUCAACCCGCUGGUGCAGCCGCCGCUGCCGCGGCCGCCCAUUGUCGAGCCAUACAACCCGGACGCGCCGAGCCUGACGGUGGCGGCGCCGGCGCCGGCGCCCGUCUGGGUGCCGAUGCCCAACUACUCGCGGCCGCCGCCGCCGCACUCGACCGACCGGUGGGCGGGCCGCGACCAGAACGAGCCGCCGAGGAAGCGGGGCCACUUCGACAUGGGCCGGCUGGGCGGCGGCGGUCGGCCCCGCUUCGACCCGACCAACAGCAGCCUGGAGCUGCGCAAGGUGCCCGCCGGACUAAACCAGAUCAUCCACCUCAACAACCACUUCGCCAAGUUCGGCAAGAUCACCAACAUCCAGGUGUCGUUCAACGGCGACCCGGAGGCAGCUCUGGUCACCUUCAGCAACCCGGCCGAGGCCAAGGCGGCCUACAAGUGCACCGAGGCCGUGCUCAACAACCGCUUCAUCAAGGUGUUCUGGCACAACAAGGAGCGCGAGGAGGCCCAGCCGGCCGGCGAGGUGGUGAUGUCCGGCGGUCAGCUGAUGCGCACAGUCACCAACCCUGAGGUGCUGAAGCAGCAGGCCGAGCAGCAGGCGGCCGCCAAACAGCAGGGCAUCGAGGCCAUCAAGCACAGCCAGCAGAUGUUAGCCGCCAAGGUGACGCUGCAGGCCAAGCAGAAGGAGAAGCAGAAGGAGGCGCUGAAGCUGGCGGCCGACCUCAAGAAGCGCAACUCUGACCUGCUGGAGAAGCAGCUGAGCCAGCAGAAGGCGCUGCUGGUGCGCCUGGAGAGCAAGACGCUGAAGCCGGAGGAGCGGAGCACGCUCAUCACCACCGUCAAGUCGCUGCAGGAGGCGAUCGUGCAGACGCGCGCCGUCAUCUUCGCCUCCAUGGAGCGGGAGCCGAGCGCGCGUGGCAAGGAUGCGGCCGAGCGGGAGGUGCUGGACGCCGAGAUGGACCUGUACCAGAAGCAGCAGGCCGGUGUGGACACGAGCGAGCUGCAGCAGCGCGUCAUCGAGAUGCGCCAACAGCUGAUCGCGUCGCGCGGCCGCGGCCGCGGCCGGGGCCGGGCCCCGCCGACGCGCGGCAGGGGUCGCGGCCGCGGCGGACCGGGCUUCGCGGUCGGCCACCCGCGCCCCACCACCGUCGACCGGCGGCCCACCAAGUUGACCGUGUCCGGCUACCAGCCGGACGAGAAGACGGCGCUGCUCGCUCACCUGGCGCAAUUCGGCGAGAUCGUCGACUACAAGCAGGACGCGGCCACGCCGUCGGUGGUGGUGACGUUCCGCGCGCGCCAGGGGGCGGAGGCGGCGCUCAGCCGCGGCCGUCAGUUCAACGACCGGCAGCUGACGGCCGCCGACGCCGCAGACACCGCCGCUGCGAUCAAGGCGUCGCCCGACGAGGCCGAGACCGAGCUGCUGGCCGAUGACGAGGACGACGAGAUGGGCAGCGCCGCUGGCCAGCCGGACGACCUGCUGGCCGCCGACGAGGAGGACGAAGAGGACAACGGGGAGCGCUCCUGGCGCCGAUAGCCGGCCCAAGAGCAGCGCGGCGCCGCCUCGGCUGGAGCCGGAGCCGGAGCCGGAGCCGGAGCCGGAG